AUGUUAAAGAUACGAGAUGAUGAUGCUGAAGACAACAGUUUAAAGCAAGAAUCACAACUUGAUUACGUAAGCUAUGAAUCAGAGUUGCAAAUGCCUGAUAUUAUUGAACUUAUAACCAAAGAUUUAUCUGAGCCGUACUCCAUUUAUACAUACCGUUACUUUCUACAUAAUUGGCCUCGUUUGGCUUACUUGGCUAUGGUGGAUUCCAAAUGUGUAGGAGCGGUCGUUUCCAAGUUAGAUAUGCAUAAGAAAACUAUUCGACGUGGCUAUAUUGCCAUGCUUGCUGUAGAAAAAGAUUACAGAAAGCGAGGAAUUGGAUCAGAAUUAGUUAGUCUAACAAUUGAACAAAUGAUAAAAGAAGGAUGCGAUGAGGUUGUCUUGGAAACUGAAUUAUCAAAUAAACCAGCUUUAGCACUAUAUGAAAAUCUAGGAUUUGUUCGAGAUAAACGCCUCUUUCGUUAUUAUCUAAAUGGUAGGGAUGCCUUUCGUCUAAAACUGUGGUUGAACUAA
Trichoplax adhaerens is the source of this 510-nucleotide messenger RNA. RefSeq lists its product as uncharacterized. Gene Ontology annotation, biological process: N-terminal peptidyl-methionine acetylation. Gene Ontology annotation, molecular function: protein-N-terminal amino-acid acetyltransferase activity. Gene Ontology annotation, cellular component: NatC complex. NCBI's taxonomy places the organism in Eukaryota, Metazoa, Placozoa, Uniplacotomia, Trichoplacea, Trichoplacidae. The record is from RefSeq and is a predicted model, not a curated record. The transcript has 4 exons. Bases 1 to 510 code for a protein of 169 amino acids.